This is a messenger RNA of Lethenteron reissneri (Far Eastern brook lamprey), 11052 nucleotides long. RefSeq names its product transmembrane protein 62 (gene TMEM62). NCBI's taxonomy places the organism in Eukaryota, Metazoa, Chordata, Hyperoartia, Petromyzontiformes, Petromyzontidae. Gene Ontology annotation, molecular function: hydrolase activity. The record is from RefSeq and is a predicted model, not a curated record.
GCAGCCAGAGUCGGGGCGGAAGUGAGCAGCCGACCACCACAAUCACAACAACCACCACCACUAACUACUACUACAGCUAGAACAGCUACAGCCACAACAACCACCACUAACUACUUCUACAGCUAGACCAGCUACAGCAACCACCACUAACUAAUACUACAGCUAGACCAGCUACAGCUACUACAACCACCACCACCACCACUCCAGCGAGACCGACGACAGCAGUCAACAGCAACGAGGAAGAGCCGGUGGCUGUGGCAAACGACGUCGUGGUGGUGGCAGAGAUGGUGAUGUGGUGAAGCCGGUGGUUGUAGAGGUGGUGGUUGUGGUGGUGGUGAGCGGUGGUGUCGUGGUUAGCGCUACGCUGCGCUACGAACCCUGCGAUCCGAGUUCGAUUCCCGCUCACGGCCAACACCGUUGACGAUUGUCUGAACCGGUCCUGGGCCUCCUCCCCUGGGGUCGACUUGGCCUCAGAUGAGUACCUGGUGCGGUGUGUAAACAUCGCCGCUGGGGAGACAAAGGCAGCCGGGUGUGGUGCUGGCCACCCACCCCCAUCGUGUGCCGUUCCGGCCUUCAGAGGUGCUCGCUCACAGCACUUGCCCCAACAGUCUGUUACAGGCUGUACGGGGGAUCAUUGGUGGUGGUGGUUGAGUUGGUGCUUGGUGGUUGUGGUUGAGGAGGUUGGUGGUGGUGGUGGUUGUGUUGGUGGUUGUGGUGGUUGUGUUGGUGGUUGUGGUGGUGGUUGAGGUUGGUGGUGGUGGUUGAGGAGGUUGGUGGUGGUUGAGGAGGUUGGUGGUGGUGGUUGAGGAGGUUGGUGGUGGUGGUUGAGGAGGUUGGUGGUGGUGGUUGAGGAGGUUGGUGGUGGUGGUUGAGGAGGUUGGUGGUGGUUGAGGAGGUUGGUGGUGGUGGUUGAGGAGGUUGGUGGUGGUGGUUGAGGAGGUUGGUGGUGGUGGUUGUGUUGGUGGUUGUGGUGGUGGUUGUGUUGGUGGUUGUGGUGGUGGUUGAGGAGGUUGGUGGUGGUGGUUGAGGAGGUUGGUGGUGGUGGUGAUGUCCCGCGUGUGUCUCGCUGUGUGCGCCGCCGCCUUCUUGGCGCUCCUCGCGCUGAUGGAGGCGCCGCGGGCCGCCGAGCCCGGGAGGCGCCGCGCGGAGCCUCCCUACCCCGGGGCACGAGCCCGCAACCUCGCGUGGGUCCUGCAGAUCUCGGAUAUUCACAUCAGCCGUUUCCAAGAUCCCACACGUGCCUCUGAUCUGGAGCGCUUUUGCACCGAAGACUUGGACAUCCUGAAGCCAGCGCUGGUUAUUGUUACCGGUGACUUGACAGAUGCAAAGACAGAGAAUCGCGUGGGAUCCAUGCAGUACGAGGUGGAGUGGCUGGCCUACCAGACUGCACUCAAGCGCUCACGUGCUCUGGAGAAAACUGUCUGGAUUGACAUUCGCGGCAACCAUGAUGCCUUUAACAUACCUUCCCUGCACAGCAUCCAGAAUUACUACAGGAAGUAUUCAGCCCUGGGAAGGGAAGGCCCCUUCCGCCACGUCCUCACCACACCGUUCGGAAACUACUCCUUCAUCUGUGCUGACGCUACGCUCACGCCAGGACCCAAGCGGCCAAUCAAUUUCUUUGGGAUCCUUGACCAGGCCAAAAUGGAGGAGCUAUCUCGACUGGAGGAGGAGAGCCAAAGCAGCAACCACACCUUUUGGUUUGGGCACUACACCACCUCCACCAUCGUCUCCCCACACCCGGGCAUCCGCCAGCUCAUGAGCCGAGCCUCUGCGUAUCUGUGCGGGCACCUGCACACACUGGGAGGACUGGCACCCGUGAUGCACACGCGGCACAGCACCGGCAUGCUGGAGCUGGAGCUGGGAGACUGGAUGCACAACCGCAGGUACCGCGUCAUGGCCAUUGAUCACGACCUGCUGAGCUUUGGGGACUUUGAGUUGGACCGCUGGCCAGCGGUGCUCAUCACCAACCCCAAGGCGGCGCUGUACAGCCGGGCCACGCGCGAGCCGCUCGGGCGCAUGAAGAGAUCCAGCCACGUCAGGGUGCUGGUGUUCUCUCCUGUGCGUGUGCUGCGCGUGUCCGUGAGUGUGGAUGGCACGCCGCUGGGAAACGCAAGCCGGGCUGCGGGGGACGCCCCGCUCUACGUCCUGCCCUGGGAUCCACGUCUGUACGCAAAUGAAGCGCUGCACCGCAUCGCCGUCUCCGCCGUGGAUGCGGCUGGCCGGGAGAGCCGUGCGGAGCAUGACUUCUGGCUCUCGGAGGAAGACCCUGGGUUGAGCUUCUCCGUGUGGCCGUCUGCAAUCCUCCUCAUGGACCUGCACGCCCUGGGCUGUGUAGUCUUCUUGCUGUGCUCCCUGCUGCACACACUGGUGAUGGCGCUCGUGCGCUACCACGGCUUCCCUUCCCUGCUGGCGUCGUCGGGGUGGCUGGCGCGGUGCUACCACUCCUUCUGGCUGCUCUGCCGCAGCGACGGACUCUUCUACCCCCUCUUUGUGCUCUCCGUCUACACAAUGAUUGGACCGUGGUUCGUCGGAGAAAUAAUCGAUGGCAGCUACGGUGCUUGUUUCUCGUUCGGGAUUGUCACCGGAGAGAAGUUUUUCCAGAGCGGCUUGACGUUCUACAUGGGUAUCUUUCAGGUGCUGUUCUUCAACGUGCCACUCACGCUCUACUCCUGCUGGGUGCUGCGCCUGCGCGUGUCCACGGGUCUCGCGUUCGGGUCGCACGCCCGCGGCGCCGCGGGACGCUGCCGCACGCUGCUGGUGCACGUGCCGGCCCUCGCUCUGCUGGCAUGGCAGGCGCAGGGCGCCGCGGCGACUCUGCAGGCGUACGGCGCGCUGGCGUUCGUCCUGAGCCCCAUGCGCACGUGGACGCUGGUGCUGGCCAUGGUGCUGGCGCGGCGAUCGUGGACUUGGGACUGCACGGUGCCGUGUGCCACCCGCAGGGACAGCUGAGGGCGCCGGAGCUGACCGCUUCCCCUUUAGUUACCCAAAACUUCGAAUGAAAACAAAUACACCAGGAUGUUUAAUAAAUUACUUUAUACGCAGGCAAACUGCGCCUAGCGCUCAAGGUGCGUUCCUGGAGAAAUGAGCACUACUCGAAUCAGUGCUAAAAAGGGGUCAUAUCAUUGUAUAUAUAGGGAUGCGUUCCCAACAUCGUUAUUUCGUAUGAGCAAUGUAUGAGGGCUUCAUUGGAUUAUCAGUAAUCUAGAUUUGAAGUUUUCGUGACUGCAGGGAUCCAUACUCUAUGGUUCUUUCGGUAAAGUCACGUAGGUAUAAAAUAAAAUAUUGAGCAAUCAUUGGAAGGAUUUUAUUAUCCAGGUAAAACCAUAACUGCUUUUGGCCUGCCUUCAUAUCCGCAUCUCCAGUUUCCUAACCCUCCCACUCCCAGCCCCGCCGAUUUCUCCUCCCCACCCCGGAAUUUUUUGCCGUGCUUGCGUCUUACUUGUAGCCUCCACUCCCCCUACCCCACACCCCCACCCUCCCUGUCUCUCCUCCCUGGCUCCUCCCCCCCUUCUCUUGCCUAUUUGGCCUCUUGUUGCAGCAGCCCCUUUUGCCCACUUCAGCAAUUGUUUCUUGCUGUGGUUGUCCCACCUGAUGACGAACGCUUGUGUUGCGCCCAAAACGUCGUGAUUUAUUUUAUUUUAUACCUACGUGACUUUACCGAAAGAACCAAAGAGUAUGGAGUAUCAGUAAUCACGCUAAGAAUAAUACAGAUGGUAAACAUUUGAUGAAUGAAAAUUAUUUAAUAAAAUAACAUCAGUAAGUAUUAUGUACUGUACUCGUGUGCAGUAGAUUGUAGGAGCUGUUGCUGCUGCACUCCUGAUCUGCGUCAAUCUCAGAGAAGAGCUCCAGGACCUCCGUGGUGGUCUUAGUGAUGCCCUCAGUCUAUAUUUCUGUGGCGAGGUUUCUCUUAGGUGGUGCUUGAGACUCUAUCCUGGUGUCGUGAGUUAUCACCUGGCUAAACACGCUGGCUGUCGCCUGAUGAAGCUAGUUGUAAUUACUGGCGAAACAUCGUACGUGACUUUACCGAAAGAACCAAGAAGAUGAAUCCCUGCAGUCACGAAAGCUUUAAAUCGAAAUUUAAAUCGUACUCAGAUUUUAAAUGUUGUGGCUUGGCUCUCCAACAUAUGGGUGUGUUGUACUAGUGACGAAUUGGCAUGUUCUGUUUACGUGACAACCCUUACUAAACUUGAUUUGAAGCUUUCGUAACUGCAGGAAUCCAUACUCUUUAGUUCUUUCGGUAAAGUCACGUAGGUAUAAAAUAAAAUAAAUCACGACGUUUCAAUCGCAACACAUGCGCUUGUCCUCAGGCGGAAAAAAUAUAAUCCAGCAGUGGAACUGCUGAACUAGCGAGAGAGCAGCUACAACAAGGUUAUAUAUGUGGCGAUGGGCAAGCAAGUGGGGUCUGAGCCAGAUACUCGGACCGUACAAUCUGCAAAGCUGCCUCCCGAGCCAUGGAGAGACAACCUUCUGAGGAUCCAACCAAAACCAUCAUUUUGCCAUACAUAGCAGGGUUUACCAAAAAGAUUUACAAAAUCUUAAACAAACACAGGAGCCAGGUUCGUUUUAACACAGUACACAAUCCGUGAUUUAAUCCCAUCUGUAAAGGAUGUGAUUCCUGAAAUGUAAUACCCUUGGUGUCUACAAACGGAGUUGUGGUUGUGGCAGCAGUUACAUUGGGGAAACGAAACAACAUGCUAUCACUGAGACCUUCUUUACCAGUGGCAAAAUAUAGCAAUAGGUUUUUACCCUUUCAACUGGUACAAAAACUGACACCUUUAUACAUGCUAUCAUCAGAGAUUUGUUUAUGAAGCCAUCCAGAUAUAUAAACACAGACAACUUCAACCGAGAAGAUGGGUACAAAUUGAGCAAUCAUUGGAAGGACUUGAUUAACCAGGUAAAGUCUUAACUGACUGUGAUGUUUCCAUCCUACCUGCCUAUGUCAGCUGUUAUUUCCGACUCUGUGUCUCUCUCUCUUUAUGCCUCUCUCUUAGAUCUCUCACAUGUCCUUUGGAUUGCACUCUCAUGCUCACAUGUCUUUUGGAUUGCACUCUCAUGCUCACAUGUCCUUUGGAGUGCACUCUCAUGCCCACAUGUCCUUUGGAUUGCACUCUCAUGCUCACAUGCCCUUUGGAUUGCUCUCUCAUGGUGCUAAUCUCUCAUUAACACUGCUGUUGUGCGCAUAUGCGGGCAUGCUACUCUUAUGCGGGCAUGAUACUCUUAUGCGGCGACGGAAGCUCAUUCAUGCUAAUCUCCCUCCCUAAUCUCUCCCUAAUCUCCCCCAUUAACACAACUGAGGUGCUCACGUCUGGGGGUGGAAUUCCUUUCCAGCUCAGACCCCGCUUGCUUGCCCAUCGCCACAUAUAUAACCUUGUUGUAGUUGCUCUCUCGCUAGUUCAGCAGUUCCACUGCUGGAUUCUAUUUUUUCCACCUGAGGACGACCGCUUGUGUUGCGAUCGAAACGUCGUGAUUUAUUUUAUACCUACGUGACUUUACCGAAAGAACCAAAGAGUAUACAACCCUUACUAGUUGGCUGUUGGGUGGUGGUGGUGGGUUUUAACAACGAAUUUAUAUAUCUAUUAUGGACGCUGUGAUAACAUUAAAAUAUAUAUGUAUAGCAUCGAUAUAUUAUUUUAAUGUAAUCGUUACCACGAUGCGUGAUAAUAGAAUCGCGGGGGGUGGAGGUCUGUGGUUGGCUCAGAGCCAUGCGUCGCUCUCAUUGGCUGAGCUAGUGGCAGGGGCGGUGUGACGCUCCCUGUGUCAACGCUGCUGCGUGCUCUCGCGCGUGUGGCCUUCAGGGGCCAUCCAUUUAGUACGGACGCAUGGAGGGGGGGGGGGUUAACCCAAAUGCGUACGCUUAUGGGGGGUCUGCUGAAAAUGCAAUUUCAUUUAUUUGGUAUAGCCCUGCGAGCCAUUCGGCUCUUGAAUUGGGUGCAACCGCAACAAACAAAAAACAAAAACAUGAACAAGAAAACAUCUUAAAGUGACUAUGCACAAACAGAAAGAUCCAGGAAAAAACUGCUAAGUUCCAGAAAAAAAGCACCGUACACCAACGCUGUGCAAAAAUCCCAGUGGGAUGCAAGUCAAACAACAACCACAAGACAACUUAGAUUAAAGCCAUCAUUCUAACUCUGUACUCCAACAAACAAACAUGGCCAAACCAAAAAACAUUUCGAAAUAACCAAAAUAAAGCCAUACGCAAUGUAACGGUGAUCAUAGGAACUGUGACCGAAAUUUCACAAUAAACGACAUAAACAACAUGUACCACCAAACCCUGUAGCCAUAGCUGACUGCAUGAGUCACUCCACACCAGCAGGAGCAUCAGUACGCAUAGGAAACGGGGGGGGGGGGUGAAGUCUCGAUAAUAAUUUGUCUACAUUGGCCUUCAAAUGAGCCACAGUUCAGUCUCUUCAGCUGUCAGACAACAAGUACUACCGGGAGAAGUGGGACUGUGGGAGAGGUGUCACUCGUAUGCCACCAUACCCCUGACUGCAGCUAUCACGCAGCUCAGCAGUGAGUGACAUCGUCUGGCGGCCUGUCCCAUGGAUGAUUACACAUCUUUCAAUCUGGCCUCACUGCAGACUGCCGCUGGCUCAAGAUUGUAGCUGCUGCGGUGCUCUGUUUGCGCUGCUGCUGCCUGGACUUCAGCACUAACACUGCUCUGUACGUCGGUUUACUGCUACAGCAGAAGUUCAGUCGACGCACUUUAUAUAGAGACUAGUUCACCGAGGUUUAAUUGUGUUUUAAGAUCAUAAUAGACGUGUUUUUUAAUUACCAGUCAGGAUGGAUAACACGGUCAAGUAUAACUGUACAAAGCUGUGUGUAAAUGUUGCACACUCGAAAUGAAGGACGUGGGCAGGUGCUCCAAAUCGAGGGCAAGCACAUUUAUUUAUUGUAGUUAAUAUUAAUCUUGUGAAGAACCGCACCGUCACUCUGUAAAAUGCAACAGCGCGAGUUACACGCAGCAAUCCUUCCGAGACGCCAUUAACCAUGUGGCUGGUUUACACGUGCGGUUAUUCAUUUACCCUUUCUCUUAAACCCAAUUCUACUACUUAUAAACCAUCCUUGUCUUUGACAAUCACAUUUGCACAUCACUAUUCGACUAUUACUUUAAUCCUAAGCUGUAUGUCUAUCUAUACCAUCCACAUAUCGGUAUAUUACACCCAUUAUAUGUACUGUAUGUGUACAGUAUACGUACUGUAUCUCACCAUUGUACAGCUUACUACUUUACAUAUGUUCUAUUCUCAAUAGCAGUAGUCAUACUAUGGGUACAUGGGCAUGGUUAUAGACUAAACAGUAUUAGAGUUGGAGAAUUACAAUGACAGUAACUAAUUACAGUGCGUCAUCCCUUUACAAUGCAGUGCUAAAAUGCCUCUAAUUGCAUAUAUCACAAACGAACAAUUCAAAGUCAAGCUUAAAGUCUAGAACAAGUCUAAAACAUUUAUAUAACGAUCAAAAUCAACCUUUGGGUCCUUUACCUGUAAAAUGCAACAGCGCGAGUUACACGCAGCAAUCCUUCCGAGACGCCAUUAACCAUGUGGCUGGUUUACACGUGCGGUUAUUCAUUAACCCUGCCAGCCACCUACAGGCCCGACUCAGUCAUCACAUGCUGCUGUACACACGUGUUGUUGAUGCACUGCACAGCACAUCAGGACCUUCACAGAACCACACUUUACUCUUAUUCUAUUCUUAGGUGUUUUCGGUAAAGUCACGUAGGUAAAACAUCAAAAUUAAUAAAAUAAUAAAAUAAAAAUAAAGAUCACGACGUUUCGGAGGCAGCACAAGUCUCCGUCAUCAGGUGGGACAGUCACAGCCAGAUCAGCUGCAUCAAGUGAGGCAAUGAUUCAAGAUGUAAUCCCUUAAAAGCGAGUUGAGGGGGGAGGAGAGGGGGGGGCUCAUCAGAAUGUGGUAGCCAAUGAAUGGAAAGUAUCGGGAGAGAAGGGCCAAAAAAGGGGUGGGCGACGGCGUGGAAGCUAUUGUGCGCAAGCGACACACUGCUGCCCACGCCAAUGCAUUGGACAGAGAGGGGGGAGGGGGGAGGUCUGAUACACAUGAGAAAAGAAAGAAAAUGCGUAUGUUUAUACCAAUGCUGGCUGAACAAUGAAGAGAUUACUGUUAAACACUGGGGAUGUUAACACUCGGUCAAGUAAAGUAAACUAGUGCCUGUCAGAUAAGAUGGUCAAAAAAGUGUAAUUAAGUCUUUUUUGCGUGGUUAAUAACAUCUUUCCAAUGAUUACUAAGUUUGUAACCAUCAUCACGGUUGAAAUUAUGUCUGUGUUUGUAUAUUUGUAUGGCUUCGUGUACAAACCUUUGAUGGUAGCCAGGAGGUUUGCUGCACAAGGACAUACUUAAAAGAGUGAUCCAUUCCUAAUGUGCCACAUAAAGCUAGGCCGAUAUUUAAUCUGCGUGGAUUUGGAUUAAAUAUUGGCCAUUCUAUAGGAUUCGGGGGGGGGGGGGUGUAGAAUGUACGCGUGUGUACAGGGAGGGGGGAAGGAGUUAAGUUUUGACAGAUUUUUGCGUACGUACUAAAUGGAUGGCGCCUUAAGAAUUUCUAGAUUUUCUUAUUUUUUAUCGUAAACAUUUUCUCCUCCGGGACAAAGAGCGCCAUCACUUAUCGGAAUUCUAAGGGGCUGUGCUAAGCGAAGUCUGCCUGUACCCCCAAUAAACGACUUUUAAAUACUCUGUAAGGGGCCGUACCCCCCCCCCCCCCCCUUCGUCACACGACGUCACAAAAAGUCAGACCCCCUCCCUCAAAUAUGACGUCACAAACCUCUGCCCCCCCCCCCCAAAAUAUAAAACAUGCUUCAAAUCGCUUUAAACUAUUGUCAGUGUAGUGCAUAUUUAAUGUGGCGCUGCACUCUGAUGUUGUAGCAGACAACAUUUAUUAAAACGUAUAUUUAAUUAAUUAGAACGUGUUGUGUAUACUGUAUUUAUUUAAAAUUGUGCAUUUUGAUGUGACGUCACAUUUCUCAACCCCCCCCCCCCCCCCCGUCAUACAUCGUCACAAAUGUCUGACCCCCCCCCCCCUAGGUGCGUGACAUCAUUUAUGGACGGCCCCUAAGUCACCAAAAGGGAUGUAAAGCAUUCCAGAAUCCAUGCAUGUGUCGUGUGCAAUACAAAGGCACACACACUAUACUGGAGGCAACACGUUUAAUAAACAACCUACACUCUGGGUUCUAAUAGCUCGGUGUGGCUAUACUGUUCGCUAUGUGCGUGGAAGUUAACUGUAACCAACGGGCCAGUCAGCACACACGCUGCCGGAUCCACGAUCCCCAGCUAAGACUUAACGAGGAGCGAAGAUGAUCCUCACAACGAACCCCGCUCCCUUUCGGGGCUCCCCUUUAUUUCCCUGCUUGCGGCCUCGCCCCCUGCUGCUGUAUCAAGUCAGGAGCUCCUCCCGGCCACGUGUCCCUCAAGCCUCCCAGAGAGGUUCCCGGCGCUCGGCGGCACUCCAGAAAUAGUGGCUGGCGCUAACAGUGUCGUGACAGUAUUUACGUCGCUAUACAUGUGUCUGCUCUUCCUUCUUGGCUUUUAUGUAUGGGUGGCUCUCUUGAUACAGCAUAACAUUGAAGACGUUUAUUGCAUCAAAGGUGACAUCUAGAGCUUUCUCUGAUUCACCCAUUACUGGGCCGUAUAACUAAAAUGUUUGCUUGAGAUCAGCAUUAAAUUCCUCCACUGUUUUUUCCCCGCAAGAGCGACCAUUUGUGAAUUUCUAGUCAUUUCAAACCCCUUUGUUUCUGCUCCAAUGCUGCCACUGCUUGCUCCGAUGUCUUCUUCAAUCAAAACAAAACCUCGACACGUUCGUUCAUUAUUGUUGUGUCAUGUUCUGUUUCUCAUUAUUUUCAUAUUUUUUUAUAUAGAGGUUCAUUUUACCCAACUUCAUUCCCGUAUAUUUGUCUACUCGGUAUUGCGAUGCUGCUAAAGGAGCCCCAUUUCUAACGAUGCUGCCUCUGCCAGUUCGCCAAUUAUUCAAGUGACGAUCACCCCUCUCUGUACCUGUGUUGCUCUCUCUGUGUAUCUUGGUGAUAUCUGUUUGCUUAUAUGUCUGUCUGUGGUUUUCUGGUUAGAUUUUGUGUCGCUAUUUCAUUAUACCUGAUGAUGAUUGCUUGUGUUGCAAUCGAAACGUCGUAUGCUAUUAUUUAAUUUAUUAUUUUAUCUUUAUAUGUGACUUUACCGAAAUAACCAAAGAAUAAUUCCUGCAGUCACGAAAGCUCCAAAAUUAAGAUUGGUGAUAUCCAAUUAAUACAUUUACUCCAGGCACGUUACUCUUUGUUAAGAUCUAAAAAUAAAUUCAGCUUUGAUAUCCCAUGUGACGGUUGUUUUUUUAUAUGAUUUUAAUUCGGUUCAUUGCUAUACUUUAUUAGUUUUGAGUUUGUUAUUUUGGAGACCCAGGUAACGUUUGCAAAUGAGACUGCCCUGGUCUGGUUGGGUUUACACCUGGUCAAACAAAUGAGUUGUGCCAUCUACUUGAAUGUGUUAACGUGCAACUUGCAUCGCACCAAACUGAGCACUUCCUGGAAAUUGUCAAAUAUAAAGUGGAGAAUAUAAUAUAAUACAAUUUUACUUAGAAUAUCGAGGCCCAAUGUUAUGAUUUUGUUUUGCUUGUUAGAGCAAGUGUGAACACAUCCAUUAUUGUGUUGGUGAUAGUGUUUAUGAACAGAAAACAGGAUUUUUAAAAAAGGAAGUAAGUGUCUGGCUUUCAAAGUUUUGGCACAAGUAGAGUGAACUGCAACUUAAUGACGGUGAAAUGAAAUUUGUCACGGAUCGUGGAAAGAAAGCGUUGUGACCUGAUGAUGAUGAUGUGAUGGGACGGCCACGUGUGUGGUUUAAACAGUUGCUAAGCACACGCCUAAAACGUCAAGGGGCCAGCAACAGACAGCACCGUUAAAAGUCCCAAUUACUACUAUAAUGAGCUAAGAAUGUCUGCUUGUGUGUCCCGCGCGUGACGUCACUCCACAUGCCCCCCCCCCCACCCUGUCAUUAAUAUUCAUGAGCGGGUGGAUUUUUACACUCACGCAGAAGGUCGGGCGGAAAUAAAUAUUUUUUCGCAAUUUC